Halichondria panicea is the source of this 3355-nucleotide messenger RNA. RefSeq names its product 26S proteasome non-ATPase regulatory subunit 1-like. Gene Ontology annotation, molecular function: enzyme regulator activity. Gene Ontology annotation, biological process: regulation of protein catabolic process; proteasome-mediated ubiquitin-dependent protein catabolic process. Gene Ontology annotation, cellular component: proteasome complex; proteasome storage granule; proteasome regulatory particle, base subcomplex. The record is from RefSeq and is a predicted model, not a curated record. Bases 96 to 3194 code for a protein of 1032 amino acids. NCBI's taxonomy places the organism in Eukaryota, Metazoa, Porifera, Demospongiae, Suberitida, Halichondriidae. The transcript is spliced from 25 exons.
AGCCAUUUUGGGGACCUUUACCAAGACGGCUCUAUAUGGAACCCUUUGCCAAGUCAGCAUAAAUCCAUGUGGUGAGAGAAAAAAAGUGGUGAAUAAUGGCCGUGGGAGCUAGUUUAACUUCAGCUGCGGGGAUCUUAUCUUUGCUCAAGGAGUCUGAAGAUGAGAUUAAAGCCUUUGCGCUAAAGAGACUGGACCAACUGGUGGAUGUCUUCUGGGCCGAAAUUGCAGAGUCCAUCAGUGGAAUAGAGGAGCUGUCUGAGAGAAAAGACUUUGUUGAGAGAGAGCUGGCUUGUCUGGUUGCCUCCAAGGUAUUCUAUCAUCUUGGUUCUUUCGAGGACUCGUUGAACUUUGCCCUUGGCGCUGGACCUCAGUUCGACGUCAACGGCACCUCAGAAUACAUUGAAACUAUCAUUUCCCAAUGCAUUGACCGGUACACUGAACUGAAAGUGAAACAAUUUGAUGGCUUGUUGGAGGAGGGGCGUGAGAUCGACCCCAGACUGGAGACCAUUGUGGACCGCAUGUUUGUCAGGUGUCUGGCUGACAAGAGGUACAACCAAGCUGUCGGUAUCUCCUUUGAAACCAGGAGAAUAGAUAUUCUGGAGCAAGUCAUCAGACGAGCAGAUGACACUGAAGGAGUGCUAGCCUACUGUCUGAAGGUGGCCCUCUCCCUCACCAGCAGUAGGAGGUUCAGAAAUGAGGUGUUGCAAGUACUAGUACAGACCUAUGAACAGCUCAAUUCCCCAGACUACAUCAGUGUGUGUCAGUGCUAUAUCUUCCUGGACAAUCCUCAGAGCACUGCUCAGGUCCUGGAGACGCUGGCCAGGGGGUCCAAGGAUGAUGCGUUGGUGGCGUAUCAGAUAGCCUUUGACCUCUACGAGAGUGCAACGCAGGACUUUUUGAGAAAGGUACAAGAAGCUAUACGAGGAUCAAUGCCAGCCCCACCCCCUGCCCCACCCACCACUGAGAAGGCUGCCAUUCUUGCAACUCCUGUACAGGAAACAGGUGAGGCCACAACCUCCGCUGAAGUGGGACAAGUCACCGAGAGUGAAGCCAUGGAAACAGAGCAAUCAACUAAUCCCGAACCUCCAACAAAGUCACAUGACCAGUCAGGUGAACUGGAUCCAGAGUGGGUAGGGCAUUUGAAGUCAGUGGACAGGAUAUUGGGAGGAGAGAUGACCGUCCGUUUUCACCAAGAGUUUCUUAUUCGAAACAACCACACCGACCUCCAGAUACUCAAGAACAUAAAGGAGGUGAGCCGCCACUCCAUUGUACACAAUGCGACUGUCAUUGCCAACGGUCUGAUGCACUUUGGUACAACGAGUGACGUGUUCCUGAGAGAGAACCUGGACUGGCUCAAGCAAGCCUCCAAUUGGGCCAAGUUCACAGCCACAGCCAGUCUGGGACUGAUUCACUAUGGUCACGAGAAGGAAGCUCUCAACCUGAUGGCAUCGUAUUUGCCCAGAGACUCGAGUGGGAGUAGCCCUUACGCUGAAGGGGGUGGUCUCUAUGCUAUUGGUCUCAUUCACGCCAACCAUGGCCUCAACAUGAUGGACUAUCUCUCCAAAGAGCUCAGAAAUACGAGUGAAGUGGUCCGUCAUGGAGGCUGUCUCGGUCUAGGACUGGCAGCCAUGGGAACUGCUAACUUAGAUGCGUACGAGCAGUUGAAGGAGAAUCUGAUGACUCGUGAUGAUGCUGUGAUUGGAGAGGCAGCUGGUCUGGCAAUGGGACUGGUCAUGAUAGGCACUCGCAACGAAAUGGCCAUAGAGGACAUGGUCAAUUAUGCUCGAGACACUCAACACGAGAAGAUACAACGUGGUCUGUCACUGGGAGUAGCUAUGUUGAUGUACGGUCAGCUGGAGGAGGCAGACUCCAUGAUAGAGGACCUAUGUAGGGACAAGGACCCUCUCCUACGACGUUGUGGAAUGUUCACCAUAGCCAUGGCUUACUGUGGCUCUGGUAACAACAAGGCCAUUAGGAAACUCCUUCAUGUGGCAGUUAGUGACGUUGACGAUAAUGUGCGAAGAACAGCUGUAACUUGUCUGGGCUUUAUCCUCUUCAGAUCUCCUGAGCAUUGCCCCCACGUGGUCUCGCUCCUCUCUGAGAGCUUCAAUCCUCACGUCAGGGCGGGGUCAGCACUGGCCCUGGGCAUUGCCUGUGCUAGCAGUGGCAACAAGGAGGCUCUCUCCCUCAUAGAACCCAUGCUCUCAGACUCUGUGCCAUUUGUACAACAGUCUGCUCUGGUGGCCUCAGCAAUGAUCCUCAUCCAACACACUCCCGUCAUGAGUUCAAAGGUCACCUUCUACAAGCAGCACUAUGCCAAGGUGGUCUCCGACAAGCACGAGCACAAUCUCGUCAAACUGGGCGCAGUCAUAGCUCAAGGAAUUAUCAACGCUGGCGGCUGCAAUGUCACUAUAUCACUGCAGUCUCGGACAGGUCACAUGAGCAUGAGGACGGCCGUGGGUCUGAUGGUGUUCUCCCAGUUCUGGUUCUGGUACCCACUCAGUUUGUUCCUGUCUCUGGCCCUCACCCCCACGGCCAUUAUUGGUCUCAACGCUGACCUCAAGAUGCCCAAGCUGGAGUUCCGGUCGAGUAUGAAGCCGUCCAUGUAUGCCUAUCCUGCACCUCUGGAGAAGGAGAAGGAAAAGUUCAAAGAAAAGGUGGAGGCAGCCGUGUUGUCUGUCACAGCCAAAGCCAAGGCCAAGUUACAGAAGAAGGCAGCUGCUAGAGCUGUCUCUGUCUCUGAAGAGGCCAUGGACACGGACAAGCCGCCCACGUCUUCUUCAGAGGUAAAGAUGGACACUGCUGAGACUGCUGAGUCAGCAGCAACUGCAGAGAAGGUAGAAAAAGUGGAGACUGUAAAGGAAGAAAAGACGGUUGAGGCACCAAAAGAUGAAAAGAUGGACACUGGUGAAGUGAAGGAAAAGAAGGCGGAGCCUGAGCCGGACUUUCAGAUGCUCUCUAACCCAGCUAGAGUGCUCCCACAGCAGUUGAAAGUCCUCUCUCUUGAAGAGUCCAGUCGCUACAAACCCCUCAAACCGAUGUCUGUGGGGGGUAUCAUCAUGCUCCGAGAUGGCAGUGAUGGGACCUCCCCCGAGGAACUCAUUGCACCUAUCAAAGUCCCGCUACCAGGCCAGGGAUCAGACGAAGACGAGCCUAAACCACCAGAGCCUUUUGAGUGGACGGGGGACGAUUGACCUACGAACCCUGAUAGGAAUACUAUAGCCUAGUACGUGACUCACGUAUUUACAGUAUUAUGAUGUACGUGUACAAGUGCAUGUAUGUGUACAAGUGCAUGUACGUGUAAUUAGGGUUUAUUUUAUCAAUCACCUUAUAUUAAAUAAAUAAAUUUCUUUUG